This is a messenger RNA of Acanthopagrus latus (yellowfin seabream), 1765 nucleotides long. It is a transcript of the gene pex2, whose product is annotated as peroxisomal biogenesis factor 2. Gene Ontology annotation, molecular function: zinc ion binding. Gene Ontology annotation, biological process: protein import into peroxisome matrix. Bases 106 to 1071 code for a protein of 321 amino acids. NCBI's taxonomy places the organism in Eukaryota, Metazoa, Chordata, Actinopteri, Spariformes, Sparidae. The record is from RefSeq and is a predicted model, not a curated record. The transcript has 2 exons. Gene Ontology annotation, cellular component: peroxisomal membrane.
UUUCUUUAAGGGGCGGGGUCCCCUUUUCGCAACCCGGAAAUGUACAUUGUUUUCGUCGUAGCAGGGAGGAAUGGGCUACUGAGUUCACCUUUCCCUUGAAAAGAAAUGGAUUUGGAGAACAAGCACGAUGAAAAAAGGACAGCCGGAGGUCCAGAAAGUGAUGCUGACCCGCAGACGCCUGUAUUGCGCAUCAGCCAGCUGGAUGCCCUCGAGCUGGAUUCGGCACUUGAGCAGCUGCUUUGGACCCAGUUCUCCCAGUGCUUCCAGAACUACCGCCCGGGCCUGCUCACCCCUCUGGAGCCUGAAUUGAGGGCACUGCUCCAGCUGCUCCUAUGGAGGUUCACACUGUACUCUAGCAAUGCCACAGUGGGCCAGUCCUUGCUGAGCCUGCGCUACCACAACACCCUCUCCUCGUCUCCACGUUUCAGACCUCUCUCACGCAGGCAGAAGUUGAGUCUGUUGCUGCUCACCGCAGGUCCACGCUGGCUUCAGGAACGCUCCCACAGCCUGCUGCUCGGUUUGAGCACAGGAGGGCCCAUGUCUGAAGGUGGUUUACUCCAACAGGGUCUCCGCAAAUGCCUAAACCUUGUUUCUAGUAUUGCCCAGCUCACUAGUCUCAUCAACUUCCUUGUGUUCCUAAGAAAAGGUCACCAUCCCGUCCUGGCUGAAAGGAUCAUUGGAGCCCGGGCAGUUUUCAGCAAGCCCAACGUGGUCCGGGACGUAACCUACCAGUACAUGAACCGCGAGUUGCUUUGGCACGGCUUUGCCGAGUUCCUCAUCUUCCUGUUACCACUGAUCAAUACACGGAAACUGAAGGCAAGAGUAUCUUCGAUUGUUUUUGGCCGAGAUAAAACCGCCGGAGCACCGGAAGGACAAGGGGUGUUCAAAGAGUGCGGACUGUGCGGAGAGUGGCCGACCAUGCCUCAUACGGCGGGCUGCCAGCAUGUUUUCUGCUACUACUGCAUCAAAAGCCACAGCAUUGCAGACGCUUACCUCACCUGUCCCAAAUGUGGUGUGGAGGCGGAAGAGCCCAAGCUGGUCAAGAUGGAGGUAGAGAUGAUUGGCAGGUGAUGAUGAUGUAAAGGAGCUGUCAUGGCCCAGUUUGUUUUGAAAUUGCGGAGACUUAUUGUAUUAUUUGUGUGAUGAUGUAAAUGUGUCUCAAAGUUUACCACAUUUUGAUAAGAUGUGAUUAAUAAUUAAACUUCAUUAAGGAAAGACACUUAGACUGACAGGAAUAUAAUGAAACAGAGAGAAAGGGGAGCCUCUUUUAGGAGCAGCCCUCGCUUCUGGACGAGUCACAUGGCAGUCAUGUAUGAGUCUCUGACUGGACUUCAGUCUUUAUGAUGUCUGUGUCUUUUCUGUACACACCGUCCUGCUGUGUGUAAUGUAUGUGUGCAUAUAUUGACAAUCCCCUGCCCCCUCUCCGUUUCUCCAGCUGGACUUUGGACAGAACUAUUUGUCUUGGGUGCACUGGACAGACUACGGAGAACCACACAGAGCAUAUAUUUGAUGAGUGAACGUGUUGAUUUAUGCUCCAAAUUGGCUGCGUGUUAGCACAUGUGAAUGCCCGCGUGUGUGUGUGUGUGUGUGUGUGUGUGUGUGUGUGUGUGUGUGUGUGUGUGUGUGUGUGUGUGUGUGUGUGUGUGUGUGUGUGUGUGUGUGUGUGUGUGUUGAAAUGGGAAUAUUUGUUCUGAUGAAAAAUGCAGAAAGUCAGCUGAAUAAAUAAUGGGAGGAAUUUCUGAUGCCUCUCAUCAUGGCCAAAUUA